Marchantia polymorpha subsp. ruderalis is the source of this 2931-nucleotide messenger RNA. The record is from the annotation of a GenBank genome assembly. Lineage: Eukaryota; Viridiplantae; Streptophyta; Marchantiopsida; Marchantiales; Marchantiaceae.
GCAAAUCUACGACGGCUUUACUCUCGGGGGGGCAAUGAUGAGCCCGCAGAGCGCUCGGACUCGUUCUUCGAGUAUGAUACUGUUGCGGGUAUGGACGACAAUGAUUGCUCGAACCCUCUGAUUGUUCGCCCACGACGAGGGUUCUCGCACGGGUUCUUUCUGUUUGUUGUUCACAACAUCUUCGUCACGUGAAAGGCGAGGCCUGCACAGUCGAUUCUGGAGUUGAGAUGGUUUGUGAACUUGCGUUGAAAAGAACGAACGGAAUCAGAUCUCUGAGAAAAGACGUGUGGCUUUUCAAUCCGGUCGAGUCCAUCAAGCUGAUGCUGAUUCAGUAUAAACUCUUCUGGAGGAUCGUCUGAAAGAUAGAUGUGCGAGCAAAAGUAAGGAGCGGAGAAAAAGUUGCGAAAGGCCGAGUGAUAUUCACAUUGUCAUGUUCUGGCAUUCGAUGCUAGAGAAGCCACUCGGUAAGGCAGUAUGAACGGACUUUGGUCGAGAUCAUGGUGCUUGCAGCACGCACUUUUCGAAGAAUCCGACGAUUCUGCGACUAGAAGAAUGAGCCUUGAGAGGUCACAUCGGGCGCUUGAUUUGGACGUAGUUGUGAAGCAAUUUUGACAAGGAAAUUUUUUCUCUCGGUCGCUUUCACUUCGAAAGUAUCAGACAGAUCAGGCGAAUUCCGUCGUCCAAAUUUGAAGAUCACCGUGACAUCGUAGAAGGAUGGCAACCUAGCUGGCACGGCAAUUCUCCUCCGUUAGAACAUACUCACAUCAUGAAGUUUAGAGGAGAUUGAUCGAAACUAGAGCGAUGGACAGCGAGGAAAAAGCAUUCGGAAUGUCGUCGGCGGCCCCCAACCGAGCGCUAUCAGGGAGAGAGGAAAAGGCGAUGGGACUAGCAUUGCGGUGGCAGAAUUUCUACAAAAGCAAAACAAUGUCCUACUGGACGCUUCUGUUCCUCAGCUUGUUUGCGAUGAUGACCGCAUUCCCAGCCUCCAGCAUCCUCACCAGACUCUACUUCACCAAUGGCGCCACCAGCAAGUGGAUCAUCUCAUGGCUGGCAGCCGCCGGCUGGCCAAUCUCAGCGGCAUUACUUCUGGCAUACUGCGUCAUGGAGGGCGAGCAUCCGUCCCCACUAAGAUGGGAUCUGACACUCGCAUAUGCCGUGCUGGGAUUUUUAAGCGCUGCCGACAAUGUGAUGUACGCCUACGCAUACGCAUACCUACCAGCCUCGACGGCAGCCCUUCUCGCAUCGACAUCGCUCUGUUUCACAGCCAUUCUCGCUUAUUUCAUGGUCGGGCAGAAGUAUAAUGCGUCCAUCGUCAACGCCGUGGGGAUUAUGACAACAGCAGCCGUGCUUCUAGGUUUAGAUCAAGGCUCCGAUCGUCCUUUCGGGGUUUCAUCGGGCCAAUACACACUGGGCUUCAUUUUGGACAUCUGCGCCUCAGCGCUGCACGGGCUCAUAUUCAAUCUGUCCGAGCUCUUGUUCAUCAAAAUUCUCGGAAGAAGAACUUUCCGCUUCGUCCUCGAAGCGCAGACUGCGACGGGGAUCUUUGCCACCAUCUUCACCACCAUAGCUGUCGUCAUCGCCGGCGACUUCCAAAAGAUUCACACGGAAGCUCAGAACUUCAAGGACGGCCCCGGAGCUUACUACCAAGUGUUCGCAUGGUCGGCCGUCUCGUUCCAGCUCGGAGUCCUCGGAAGCGUCGGAUGCCUCUUCUUGGCAAAUACUCUUCUUGCUGGGGUUUUGAACGCAGCCCGAGUUCCCGCCACGACAGUCGUAGCGGUGAUCGUUUUCAACGAUGCCAUGGGCGGGAUCAAAAUCACGGCUGUCAUUCUCACCGUCUGGAGCUUGGCAUCGUACACGUGGGGCAGCAGGAAUUUGAAGGUGGAGGAGGAGGAGAAAGUCCCAAUUUUGGCGAGCCCGGAUGCCAGUCGAGGCAGAAUGCUCCAACCUGUGAGCAAUGCCGCUUAAGGAAUUUGGACUAAAUUUCAAUUUCACUAAAUUCAUACUCGACUGUCCAGCAAAAGCUCACUGAAAUCGUACUCCACCGCAUGUGAGAAGGACCAGAAUCAAAUUGAUUCUGGUUGCUUGAACGGGUGCCGAAUGGACCCGCAAACUGACAGCGGCAUGGCCCCAGACGUUUCAUAUCUUUCAUUCCAUAGAAUGUUCCGGAACAUGACACAUCCGACAAAUGACGAACUCUCCUCCACUUCAUGAGGUCCGAUCGGUGGACGAAGUCCAAGCACGAGAAAGUCCAUUAUGUUGCGAUCUCAACUGCAACGCUAGGUUCACAAGACCAUCUCCUGCACAGCUUCUCAAGCUACUGACACAACGGAACAAUGGUUAGACAAUCAGGAGCAGUAGAAUGGUAUCCUAGUGCCACUACAGUGCCGAGGUAGCUGGAAUCAGGGAGGCAUGAACAAAGUGAAUCACGUAAGCGAGCAGUUGAUCAUGGCAACCGGAUUUUAGUUGUGAUUGGACACUUUCAACUGUAACUGAACCAACCUUUUGACGUGUAGGCAGAUGGAAACCUCUCGCCUUUUGAGGAGAAUUUCAAUAUCGAAAUUAGAUUCCCUCGAGGAGCCUGAUGUUCCUACCUCAGAAGAGAACGUGGUCACCUCUUGAGAUGGUUAAGUCUCCAUUAAGCUGAAACUGAAAGCUCUGGUGGAUGAUAUCAGACGCUGAUCUUGCCGAAUUGCCGAAUCUUUGUAGAGGCCAAUUUUUCUGGAAUCGCAAAGAGUGGGAGAUACUUCAUUGUAUAUUAGCUGGAACUGUACGUGACCUUGGUCUGGAAAGUGAUCGUGUUGAUAUUCAGUGUUUGGAUGUCUACUGGGAUUAGACUUCGAGUUGCAAUAGAAUUAUUGCCCGAGGGUAAUAAUUCCUCGAAAGAAUGUCUCUUUCCUUGUAUGCUACGUAUCUUUAGCGCCACACUGGAAC